GCAACGGUCGGGGAAAGAAGACCAGAAGAGCGUCUGAUUGUCCGAAAUCACUUUUUUUCCACUUUCACCUCCCGUUUUCUCUCUGUCAUUCCACCCCCACCCCCCCAAAAAAACACCUUUCUCCGUGUCCAAGAAAGUCUCGUGAUAGAGUGGUAAUGCGUGCGUGUGACGCAGGCUGUGGAAGGAGGCAGGCGGAGGAGCCGGAGCGGCAGCAGUGUAGAGAAGGAGGAGGAGGAAGGAAGGAUGGCGGAGUCACACCUCUGAAGAGAAUCCUGAGGAUGCAAACCUGGGUGACCCUUCACAGCUGAACUUGCUUCACCCCAGACCGGGGCUCACGUGCGGUUCAAUUAAGUAUGUGGCAGAUGGAUGUCACAACAGAUAAGCUGCUUUGACUCAUUUGCUUUCCCCUGGAAUUCUAAGAACUUUGUAUCGCAGGGCUUUUGCUUUUUUAUAUAUAUACAUGUAUGUAUGUAUAUAUGAAAGACUCCAUCCCUUUGUUUUCCAUCUCUGUAGAGAUUUACAAACAAGCAUUAACAAGAGAGACCCAGGGUCCAUGUGCAGCUGGGUGAAGGUGGUGCCGCUAUGAGUAGUACUUUAGGAAAAGACAAGGACUCGAAAGAGAAGGACUCCAAAGGUCCUUCGGGAAAGGAAAGGGAAAAGGAGGCCAAAGCCUUGAGCAGCUUCAGUAAAGAUGGCAAGGAAACUAAGACCAAAGGGAAAGAUGCCAAAGAAGGAAAGAAGGACACUAGUGGGGCUCUGCCUGCGGUGGCCUUUUCUGUGGACAACACGAUAAAGCGGCCAAACCCAGCACCGGGGACUCGCAAAAAAUCCAGCAAUGCCGAAGUGAUCAAAGAGCUCAAUAAGUGCCGGGAGGAGAACUCGAUGCGUUUGGACCUGUCGAAGAGGUCCAUACACCUGCUUCCCACGUCUAUCAAGGAGUUGACGCAGUUGGCAGAACUUUACCUGUACAGUAACAAGCUUCAGAGCCUACCUGCUGAGGUGGGCUGCCUCUCGGGCCUGGUGACUCUGGCUUUAAGUGAGAACUCUCUCACCAGCUUGCCAGACUCUCUCGACAACUUGAAGAAGCUGCGCAUGCUGGACCUUCGGCACAACAAACUGCGGGAGAUCCCGCCGGUGGUCUACAGGCUAUCUUCCCUCACCACCCUUUACCUGCGCUUUAACCGCAUCACUACUGUGGAGAAGGAUAUAAAAAAUCUGUCCAAACUCACCAUGCUGAGCAUCCGCGAGAACAAAAUUAAGCAGCUACCUGCUGAGAUAGGGGAGUUAUGUAACCUCAUCACACUGGACGUAGCUCACAAUCAACUUGAACACCUUCCGAAAGAGAUUGGAAAUUGCACGCAAAUCACUAACCUUGAUUUACAGCACAAUGAGCUUUUGGACCUUCCAGAAACAAUAGGUAAUUUGUCGAGCAUAAAUCGCUUGGGUCUGCGGUACAAUAGGCUUUCGGCAAUCCCUAAAUCAUUAGCAAAGUGCAGAGAACUGGAAGAGCUAAACCUUGAGAACAACAAUAUCUCUAUGCUACCAGAGGGUCUCCUUUCUAGUCUGAUAAACCUGACGAGUUUAACGCUGGCCAGAAACUGCUUCCAGUCCUACCCUGUGGGAGGUCCCUCACAGUUCUCCACCAUCUACUCCCUCAACAUGGAACACAACCGUAUCAACAAGAUCCCUUUUGGCAUCUUCUCCAGGGCCAAAGUGCUGAGUAAGCUGAACAUGAAGGACAAUCAGCUAACAUCUCUUCCACUGGACUUUGGAACUUGGACCAGUAUGGUUGAGCUGAACCUGGCCACUAACCAGCUGACAAAGAUUCCGGAGGAUGUGUGUGGUCUUGUCUCUCUUGAGGGACUGAUCUUGUCGAACAAUCUUCUGAAAAAGCUGCCCCAUGGUAUAGGUCAACUGCGGAAACUGCGAGAGCUAGAUUUGGAGGAAAACAAGCUGGAAUCCCUCCCUAAUGAAAUUGCCUACCUGAAAGAUUUACAAAAACUGGUCUUGACUAAUAAUCAGCUGACCACUUUGCCCAGAGGGAUCGGUCAUCUUACCAACCUGACUCACCUAGGACUGGGAGAGAACCUCUUGCAGCACCUCCCUGAAGAGAUCGGUACACUGGAGAAUCUUGAGGAGCUGUAUCUGAAUGAUAACCCCAACCUUCAUAGCCUUCCCUUUGAACUGGCUCUGUGCAGCAAGCUGUCAAUCAUGAGCAUUGAGAACUGUCCUCUCAGCCAUCUGCCACCUCAGAUUGUUGCCGGGGGACCCUCCUUCAUUAUUCAGUUCCUGAAGAUGCAGGGCCCUUACCGGGCCAUGGUCUGAAAACCCAAUCCUAUGUGUCAUACACUGUAAAAAAAGAUAAAGAAAUGCAUUAUUGUUGUCAUGAAUAUAUCUGAGAAAAAGGCAAUUUUAAUAAGACUGCAUUACAUGUUUCUGCUAAUAGAGGAAUCAUAGCCAUUUAGAUUUUUUUUGGGGUUUUUUAAAUCAUGUAAAAAGGAAAAUUGUUUGUCUAGGUUUUCAUUGCCAGAAUUGAUAAAUGUAUAUUAAAUUACUAGCUGCUGAAUGGCAGUUCUCUUUCAAUUUAAAAGUAUAUUGCCAACAAAGUUGCAGUAAUUAAGUUUAAUGGAUUACAGAUGGUAAUUAUAAGUACAAAAAUCUAAUUGUGCAAAAAAUUUUCAUUUUUAGUGAUUUUUUAAUUUUUUUUUUUGGGGGGGGGCCUCCAAAC
Messenger RNA from Lepisosteus oculatus (spotted gar), 2728 nucleotides. RefSeq names its product SHOC2 leucine rich repeat scaffold protein (gene shoc2). NCBI's taxonomy places the organism in Eukaryota, Metazoa, Chordata, Actinopteri, Semionotiformes, Lepisosteidae. Gene Ontology annotation, molecular function: protein binding. The record is from RefSeq and is a predicted model, not a curated record.